AUGACGCUGAGUGUACGAGUUCGAGGAAUCCUUACAUUGAUGAGUUUCACCAGCAUCACUGCAUGCAAGGAGUUCCCGAACCGAGAGUUCAACGCCGCCAUCCAGAUCAGACGGUGUGCGCUGCUGAAAACAACAAUCGACCAGCUGACGGGAUAUUUUUUAUGGGGCAGCCUCUCAUACUUGAGGCGUGCCUGGAUAAACUGGAACGAUAGCAGCCAGUCGGUCAAAAAACAGCCGGGGAGGCCUCUGUGGGUGCGUGUGCGUGUGCGCAUAGAUGCACUCGAUAGUCCUGAAGCGUUUUUCGUUCUCCUGACAUGGCGCCCACGCCCAGGUAUGUUACGAAGCUGUGCGAUAUUCGUGGUGCUUACGAACCGGUGCUAG
Molecule: messenger RNA, 381 nt
Organism: Cyanidioschyzon merolae strain 10D
Lineage: Eukaryota; Rhodophyta; Bangiophyceae; Cyanidiales; Cyanidiaceae
Exons: 1
Coding region: 1-381 (126 amino acids)
Source: RefSeq, a predicted model, not a curated record